Momordica charantia (bitter melon) is the source of this 2018-nucleotide messenger RNA. RefSeq names its product Pectin lyase-like superfamily protein. Gene Ontology annotation, molecular function: polygalacturonase activity. Gene Ontology annotation, biological process: carbohydrate metabolic process. Lineage: Eukaryota; Viridiplantae; Streptophyta; Magnoliopsida; Cucurbitales; Cucurbitaceae. The record is from RefSeq and is a predicted model, not a curated record.
AGCAGAAGUCCACUUUCUGGGGGUUUCACCUUAAACUUGAAAAUCUUCGCUUGGAAUACACUCUAUCUUUGAGAAUCGUAAGUUUCACUAAUCUUCAUAAAUUUCUACCUGAUUUUGAUCACUAACAUCUCACCCAAUUCCGUCGCAAUCUUCUUCUCUGAUUCCCGAAUUACUACUUCCACUUACUUCUCGCUUCUGAACCCCAAAUCCCCCUUCUAGAUCUCUCACCUUCGUCUCCGGCCUCGAUUCAGCAGAAACCCACAUCCCCAUGAUCAAUUCCGAGGAACCCAGUUCCUUAAUUUUACUCACCGAUCACUAGUUUCGCAGCGGAAACAGUUCGGCAUUGUGGUAAUGAUGGUGGAGACGUCAAUUCUGGGUGGGCGGUUCCAUAGCCAGAGAAUUGACUUCAAGCGAUGCAUUCCGGCUUUCUUCUCCACCUACAGGACGCUCUUUACAGUGUUCUGGAUCGCGGCGGUUGCCACGAUUUUUCUCUGGCAGGGUACUAUAGGUAAUGGGUUCUUGUCGCUCCGGCGAGCCUCCGCCAGACCGUUGCCGCGGCUGAGGCCUGUUGCGUUCAAUUUGACGGAUUUUGGAGCAGUGGGCGACGGGGUGACAUUGAAUACCGAGGCCUUUGAGAGGGCUAUUUUGGCUAUUUCGAAGUUGAGGACCAGAGGUGGUGGACAGCUGAAUGUGCCUCCCGGGCGUUGGCUUACGGCUCCGUUUAAUCUCACUAGCCAUAUGACUUUGUUUUUAGAUGAAGAUGCUGUUGUAUUAGGGGUUCAGGAUGAAAAAUAUUGGCCACUGAUGCCUCCUUUGCCUUCCUAUGGGUAUGGAAGAGAGCACAUUGGACCUCGGUACGGGAGUUUGAUUCACGGUCAAAAUCUCAGAGAUGUUGUGAUAACAGGACAUAAUGGUACUAUAAACGGACAGGGUCAAACCUGGUGGAAGAAAUAUCGCCAGAAGCUUCUUAACCACACAAGGGGUCCACUCGUUCAGAUCAUGUGGUCAAGUGAUAUUGUGAUUAGCAAUAUUACUUUGCGUGACUCUCCUUUUUGGACACUUCAUCCAUAUGACUGUAAGAAUGUUACUAUCCGGAAAGUUACGAUCUUGGCUCCUGUACACGAUGCACCAAAUACAGAUGGAAUAGAUCCCGAUUCAUGUGAAGAUAUGCUGAUUGAGGAUUGUUACAUAAGCGUUGGAGACGAUGGCAUCGCAAUUAAAAGCGGUUGGGAUCAGUAUGGCAUUGCUUAUGGGCAACCCUCAAGAAACAUACGAAUCCGAAAUGUUGUUCUUCAAUCUAUGGUCAGCGCUGGUAUAUCAAUUGGUAGUGAGAUGUCGGGUGGCGUAUCGGGCGUCACUGUGGAGAAUGUCGUGGUGUGGAACUCCAGGCGUGGAGUUCGGAUCAAGACUGCUCCAGGAAGAGGGGGAUACGUGCGAGACAUCACUUAUCGAAAUCUGACCCUCGACGUUGUUCGUGUUGGGAUUGUCAUAAAGACAGACUACAAUGAACACCCAGACGAGGGAUUCGAUCCAAAGGCAGUUCCAGUACUGAAGGACAUAAGCUUCACAAGCAUCCACGGGCAGGGAGUUCGAGUCCCCGUUCGGAUGCAUGGUAGCGAAGAGAUUCCAGUGAGAAACGUGACAUUCAGGGACAUGUCAGUGGGUAUAACAUACAAGAAGAAGCAUAUAUUCCAAUGUGCAUUCGUUCAUGGGCGUGUCAUAGGAACGAUCUUCCCAGCUCCUUGUGACAACCUCGACCGAUACGACGAGCAAGAACGGCUAAUUAAACGCUCUGCCUCCCAGAAUGCAACAGAUAUCGAUUACGACUUUUGAGUAGCCUAGCUCAUUUGACAAAAAAAAAAAAUGCACUGAAUACUGCUUCUUCUUUACUUGUUCCACCAGUUGAUUACUCUAUAAUGUCUAUUUUAUGGGUUCACAUUUUUGUUUGCUGGAGUUGUACAUAUGGAAAACUUUUACUAGAGAAAGCAAACGAGAGAGAGCUUUGAAUUUCUGAGUUA